Punica granatum (pomegranate) is the source of this 2975-nucleotide messenger RNA. The record is from RefSeq and is a predicted model, not a curated record. NCBI's taxonomy places the organism in Eukaryota, Viridiplantae, Streptophyta, Magnoliopsida, Myrtales, Lythraceae.
AACUUCAAUUUAAAAAAGGCCCAUUCUCUUUUUUCUCUCCCUCUCUUCCCCCACCUCUCCUUUCACAGCAAACCCUUUACUUUCGCCGCCUUCACUAGCGGGUCUGGCAACACCAUCAUCGGGAUCGGGAAGCUGGCGGCUCCUUCUAUCAGCCGGCUUUCUUCGAACCCAGUGGGUCUUCUCCUUUUCCCUUUUCCUCCCUACUCUGCCUACUCUUUAGAUAGGUGGGGUGCUAAGUGUCAUCGUUGACUUCAUCGUUAAUCUUAAGGUAGUGGUCUCUUUGUGCCGCUUGUCCUCCGAUCCAGUUGUGGGUCUCGAUGCUCCUUUGAUCGGUAUAAUCACGGGUCAUAAUGUCUUGUUGCCUGAUGGCCUCUUCAGUCGACGGGCUCCUCAGCGGUGUCACGGCCGAGUGAGAUGGCGUUCUUUUGCUUAUCGGUGAUGGCUCAUCCUCUGAGGAAGACUCCAAGCAGGCUCUUCGUCAUUGUCUAGGAGGAGGCUCAGCCUCGUUAGAUCAGAGUCGGGGGUUGUGUUGAUGCGCCGUCGAAGGUCGUAGUGGCCUUUAUCCUCCUCCUCUUCAUUUCCGACUACGGUGCAUUGUAGUGCCCCAUGAUCGAUUAGCGUCCCUCUCCCCGUUGAGGCUGCGCCUUUCCACCACCGAUUGAGGAUUCGACGCCCGUGAUUUGGCCAGCCCACUCCAAUCUAUAAUGCCGAGCCAGCCACCGUUAAUCAUUCAUGCCCUGGUCAAACUCGUCGCAAUCUGUCAUUCAUCGACCUCACCCAUUCUAUCAUGCCACUCCGACCCGAUCCAUCCAGCCGCGGCCCGACCCGAUCUACCAUUCAACACCUAACUCGUCACAACUAUCUUCUAGAGCAUCCUCUGGAGCCUCCCUACCUAUUCGAAUCCCCCCACUUUUGGAUGACGGCUUUUACUCUGCGAACAACCGCCAUCACACUGCGAUAGAAUCCACACCCUCCGCGCAAAGGAUUAUACUUCUAGCAAAAUUGAUCACACCAAUCGCCUGCACAAUCGACCUUUUAUGGUUACGCUCCUUUUUUGUUAGUUUGUACAGGUUUCAACUCCCCGACAACAUUUAUUGGUAUGAGCCGAUCAAGAAAGCUUGGUAUCUUGAUUUGGUGGUCUAGUUGGUAUUGAUUAGUUAGACUACCACUACUUUGAACAAAUCAAAAAAACCUUGCUAACUUGAUUUCGAGGAUUGACUAUUUAGGUUUUGGUUGGUUGUUUUGCUAGAUUUGUGAUCUGUGGAGGGUUCCUGCGUUAGGUAUCAGUUCGAAACUCCUCUUGGCUCUGCUUCCCUGUGAAGUUAUCUCUAUAUGGAUUACGCUAUACUCUAUUUCCUGAUUUUCACUAAGAUCCAUAUAGAGUUUAAUUGUAAGAGGUUGAGAACGAACUAUGGCAAUUGAAAUGAUCUCUAUAAUUGUGUCUAUGAUUACUUGAUAUGCUUCAGCCACUUGUAUCUCACUUUGUAGAGAUCUUAGGUGGAUCUGUUAUUUUUCCGAGCUCUAUAAUGUACCCUCUUUGAUAAUUUUUUCUUUAUAUCCGUUUUUAUAAUCAAUGGACAUUCAUACUUUCAAGCAAAAAAAAAAAAAAAAAAAGAAGAUAGUUAUGGGAUCCUUCCUUCAUCUUCGUGAAAGGCACGGAAAGGACAAAAGACGAUGGGGUUGGGCUCGAAAUGUCAAAUCAGCCCAUAGACCCUCAUUCUGAGUUCAACUUCUUUGCUUCGACAUGGCCUCGGCGAAUCAGCGAGCCCACUGGGUUAUAUAUAUAUAUAUUCGCUCGACCUGACUGUUCAUCGGAGACGAGCUCAGUCAGUUACGGCUCGGUUUUGGUCCUUCCAGAUUGCUUGAGCUGUAAGGUCUCCCUGAAAGAUUGGAAGAUCAGAAUCAUGCCACGGGGAUUGCAGAUUGCAGUCUGCAAAUCGCUUCUGAAGCGCCCCUUCAAAGUCAAAUCUUCGUGUACGCUAAGCCCGCUCAGUGCGUUUACGGCCGACGCCGGGCCGGACUGCUCAGUGGUCGCGCUGUCCAGACCUACGAUAGUCCCGAUUGGGACCUCCGUCCCUCACUUACUCAGACACCCUUUUGGCUCAAAUCUCGAAGGAUUGCUGACCGGACUGUCAGGAAGCGGGAACCGGAGGGGGCUCAGCAGUGAGUCGGGAAAUGAGCUGGCGACGGAGGUGGACCAGGACAAAGUGGUGGACUUGAUAAACAUUAAGUUUGCGGAGGCGAGGGAGGAGAUUGAGAUGGCUAUGGAAUCCAAGGAGACCGUUUAUUUCGACGAGGAAGCGGAGUGUGCCAGGGCUGUCGUGAAGGAAGUCGUUGACUUGUUCGAUGGUUUGUUGGCGAAGCUGCCAGAGAGUGAAAGGGCUGCUUUGCAGAGGUCAAUGGGGCUCAAGAUUGAGCAAUUGAAGGCCGAGCUUAAGCAGCUUGAUGAUUGAUUCCGUUUCACAGUGUACGAGUUUGCAUAUAUCGCAGGCUCGUUGAAUGAUAAAUCGCUAGAAGGCAGCAUUCCAGGCUUGGAAGCAGCUAUAGCAGCGGGGAGCCUUUGCCUGUACUUCUUCGCCAUCUGUUCCGCCUCUGAGAAUACUUUCUGCAUGAAAGGUUGUUGAGUAAGAUCAAUAAGGUUAAUACAGUGCGAGACUAAUGCUAAAAUUUUCAUAUGAUGUAUCAUGCUAAUAAACAUGAAGAUCGUCACUGCCAAAUGUAUUCGUUCACCUCCUUGUUAGUUAGGAAGAGCCCUGGUUCACUCUCAAGGUCUGCGAUGCUGCAAAAAUCGAGUAUGCAUCAAAGUCAAUUGGAAUAGCAGGCUGAUCGACAUGUGAAAAGCUUCUGACCAGAUAAUCACGCAACCUUUUUCUAUUCUUUGAUGAGAACAGUACCAAGCUAUCUUAGAUGAAAUAAGGAACAUAAAAUUACAUAAGCAUCUCCACAAUUUAUGUAUAAAAAAAAAAUGUGAAAGA